AUGUACUUUUUUGUGAUCCAUGUAUUUUUGGGUGUACUGCUUUGUGCACCAUACCAGUGUACGGAGUGUCCUUUUGGCUGCGAGUGUUUUGCUGCCACACGCACGGUGAAAUGUAUCCGUAAGGACCUACGCACGAUGCCGCAACGUAUCCCAGGAUAUGCAAGGACUGUAAUCGUCACAGGAAACAAAAUUUAUGGGAUUGGACCUGGUUCAUUCACAGAACUGGAGAAUGUCACCAAUCUCGUUUUAAGCAAUAACAGUAUUUCAGAGGUGGCGUCCCACAGCUUCUCUGCCCUGUCCAACCUGCGCUUUCUGGAUCUCAGCGGGAACCAGCUGGCACUGAUCCAUCCAGAGGCUCUUAGUAUACCAGGCAGUCCUCUUCAGGAGCUCAACCUCAGCCAGUCACUGUACAACUCCACCUCUUUGACCGACCUCGCCACUGCCCUGCGCUGGGGUGGCCUUGGGGGUCUUCUCCGCCUGGACCUUUCUGGAAACCAUCUAGUACUAUUGCCUCCAGGAAUGUUCUCCCAACUUCACAACCUGCAGCACCUCCUCCUCACUAGUAAUUAUCUGGCAGCUGUCUAUAAUGGCACCUUCUCUGGGCUGAAGCACCUGGAGGUGCUGGACCUGACCCACAAUGCCUUCAGGACUUUUGGGGCUGACGCGCUGGGAGAGCUUGGGAGGCUGGGACACGGCCACAUUCUGCUGGGUCACAACCCCUAUAUGUGCUCUUGUGAGAUUCGUGACUUGGUGGCCUGGCUGAACAACUCCUGGGCCCAGGUGACAGAUGUAGAAGCUGCGAGGUGCGCCUCACCCAGAGGAUUGCACAAUGCUAGUCUGCGAGGGCUUGGGAUCCAGGCCAUUGGCUGCAGUGUAGCUGCCCCAGCCAAGGUGACUGACCUCUCCCUACAGACAUCCUACGUCUUCCUGGGGCUGGUGCUGGGGUUUGUCGGCAUGGUCUUUCUUUUGGUGCUCUAUCUCAACCGCAAAGGCAUGAAAAAGUGGAUCAUAGACACAAGAGAUGCUUGUCGGGAUGUGAUGGAGGGGUAUCACUACCGUUAUGAGAUCGACUCGGACCCUCGUCUGGGGCACCUGUCCACAAACAGCACUGUGGGGAGGGUACCAGGACAUUUUAGACCAGCUACCUCACCCCAGCUACCAUCUGACACCUGUAUUGCUCAGAUACCAACAGACACACAGCUCAAACAGGUGACUACCCCGCCUCCCAUGAACCUAUGA
Lampris incognitus (smalleye Pacific opah) is the source of this 1239-nucleotide messenger RNA. Its product is annotated as trophoblast glycoprotein-like. Bases 1 to 1239 code for a protein of 412 amino acids. Gene Ontology annotation, cellular component: plasma membrane. NCBI's taxonomy places the organism in Eukaryota, Metazoa, Chordata, Actinopteri, Lampriformes, Lampridae. Gene Ontology annotation, molecular function: protein binding. The record is from RefSeq and is a predicted model, not a curated record. The transcript has 2 exons. Gene Ontology annotation, biological process: negative regulation of canonical Wnt signaling pathway.